This is a messenger RNA of Populus nigra (black poplar), 414 nucleotides long. Its product is annotated as cytochrome P450 71D9-like. Gene Ontology annotation, molecular function: heme binding; oxidoreductase activity, acting on paired donors, with incorporation or reduction of molecular oxygen; monooxygenase activity. NCBI's taxonomy places the organism in Eukaryota, Viridiplantae, Streptophyta, Magnoliopsida, Malpighiales, Salicaceae. The transcript has a single exon. The record is from RefSeq and is a predicted model, not a curated record. The coding region runs from base 1 to 414 and encodes 137 amino acids.
AUGUUGAUGCAGCAGGUCUUCACAAACUGGACUACUUACAGUUGCUUAUCAAAGAAACUCUUGAACAUACCCCCAAUUCCUUUGCUAUUUCCAAGAGAAAGCAAAGAGGCAUGCAAGAUUACUGGUUACGACAUGCCUGCCGAAUCCAAAGUUACUGUGAACAUAUGGGGAAUUGGGAGGGAACCCAUUAACUGGACUGAACCUGAGAGAUUCUAUCCAGAGAGAUUUCUUGAUAGUUCAAUGGAUUAUAAGGGGAUUGAUUUUAAAUUCAUCCCAUUUGGUGCUGGAAUAUUGUUUGGUAUGGCUACUGUGGUGCUUCCACUUGCACAGCUGCUAUGCUUUUUGGAUUGGAUACCCCCUAAUGGUCUGAGAUCAGCAGAUCUUGUCACGUCCCAGGUUUUUGGCUCUAGUUAA